This is a messenger RNA of Rotaria sp. Silwood1, 663 nucleotides long. The record is from the annotation of a GenBank genome assembly. Lineage: Eukaryota; Metazoa; Rotifera; Eurotatoria; Philodinida; Philodinidae.
AUGACGACGGCAGCACGAACUAAAGAGAAUGGUUGUGAUUUUUCUUUAUUUAAAACACCACUUCGUAAUCCACUGCGUACACCAACACGUAAUGGUAUGUUACCAUCUGCAACAUUGAAUGACUUAGCUUCAUAUUCAAAUAGUAAUAAUAAACAUCUCAAAUUCAUUGGUACAACAAGUAUGAAUGAUUUACAAAUGUGUUCAGAGGCAAUAACAACACCUAUUCGUUUUAAUAAAAAUAAAUUUACAACACCAGUUUCAACACAACAUCGUCGUGCUUUAGGUCUUGUUAAUCAUAAUAGUAAUAGAAUAUGUCGUACGUCAUCAAUUAAUGAUCUUUCAGCAAGAAACACAUUCAAAGAAAUGACUAAUAAUAAUAACGAUCAAUAUGAUGAACCAUUAGCUCUUGAAACACCAACUUCUAUUAAUAUAAAUACUCAUCCAGAAGAUGAUCUUCCACAUAAUAUUAAUUCUUAUCAAGAUACAUUUGAUGAUCUUAUACUAACUGAUGAACGUAUUGAAUGUAUGAUUAGAAAUCGAACUAAUGGUGUAAAUUUUUUAGAUUAUUAUGGUGGUAUAGAAAAUACAAUUCGAUGUCAAUCGCCUGUUUGUACUUAUCUUAAUGUAUCUACUUUACUUGACAUGGUCGAUAUUCAUAAUUAA